CUGUGAUCCGCGCUGAUCUGCCCGUGCCGUGGGGGACCGGAUAAUCGAAAUGGCGGAAACUGACGACUACGAUGCCGGGGGCAUGUUCAAUGACCCCGAGGGCUUCUACGAUCCUGAACCGGAGCCCACCUUCGCCGAGCACCCCAUGCUGUCGGGCCAGACGGUGCGCGUGAGGCUGGUGGGAAGCCAUCCUCUCUAUGGCGACCUCCUCUGGAACGCCGGCCGAACCAGCGCCUUCUACAUCGAAGAGCGAGCCCAGGAACUCAUCGCCGGCAAGGACGUCCUCGAGAUCGGCGCCGCAGCUGGUGUGCCCAGCAUCGUCAGUGCCAUCAAAGGCGCCCGCACGACCGUCAUGACCGAUUAUCCCGAUCCCGAUCUCGUCGAUAACAUGCGCUACAAUGCGACGUCCUCUGCGUCCAUGAUCCCCGCGGGCUCGAAGUUGCACGUCGACGGAUACAAAUGGGGGGCCUCAGUCGAGCCGCUCCAGGCAUGCCUUCCGGCUGGAGAGACGAGAUUCGACGUCCUGAUCAUGGCGGACGUGGUGUAUAGUUACCGCGAACACCCCAAUCUGAUCAAGACGAUGCAGAUGACGUUGAAGAAGUCGCCGGAGGCGGUCGCGUUGGUGAUUUUCACGCCGUACGAGCCGUGGCUGUUGCCGAGGACGGAGACGUUCUUUCCCUUGGCCGAGAACAGCGGGUUUAAGGUGACCAAGAUGUUCGAGAAGUUGAUGGAUAAUGUUCUGUUUGAAAAUGAUCCCGGGGAUGAGAAACUUCGUCGGACUGUUUUCGGAUACGAGAUUAGAUGGACUGAGGAGGAGUUGAAAUAAAAGUUCAUUGAUAGAUUGGUUGGCGUUGUUGGAUGCUAGAGUUUUAUAGCCACGACCUGAACGAAUGUACAGAGUAUAGAUGGUGGUAAUCUACCAUCACACCUACUACACACAAAAUUAUACCCAAUAGAAAC
This is a messenger RNA of Aspergillus steynii IBT 23096, 960 nucleotides long. It is a transcript of the gene efm7, whose product is annotated as putative nicotinamide N-methyltransferase Nnt1. NCBI's taxonomy places the organism in Eukaryota, Fungi, Ascomycota, Eurotiomycetes, Eurotiales, Aspergillaceae. The record is from RefSeq and is a predicted model, not a curated record. Gene Ontology annotation, biological process: peptidyl-lysine dimethylation. The transcript is spliced from 3 exons. The coding region runs from base 50 to 826 and encodes 258 amino acids. Gene Ontology annotation, molecular function: protein-lysine N-methyltransferase activity.